GUUGACCUCGUACUUUUCGGCUUCUACCAGUUUACUCGGUUUCCAACCGCUUUUCCGUUCCAGGAUGCCGAAGUCUGGCAGGAGAAGAGAACAUAUGGCGUCUGUUACAGAUCUAGAGCUGUCGUAGCUUGAAUAAGCACAGAAUGGGCCAAGGAAAAGUCCGAAAUCGAAUGAACGGAAGCCACAUCUCCGCUUCCUCGAAUUCCCGCGAGCUGUCAGCACCGCUCACAACUUGCCUCUGCACAUCAUGGACGCCCCGACAAUUUCCACGCUCCGUGAGGAGCAGACGCCUCCGCCCCCAACCCCGUCGUCAGGAGCGUCGCGCGGGGGUCCCACCCGCAUUAGGCUGCUCAUGAAGGACGAGGGCGCACCCGAAGUGAAAAAGGAACAGGGCAGCGACGUGGAGGACGAAGAGGAGGACCAAAUGAUAGAUGAACUUGCGGACGACGACGAGCCCAUGGCACCCGUUCCGGCGGCGGCGUCUGCUUCGGCCAAGCGCAAGGCGCCAGCCAAACCUAAGGCGCCACGGAAGGAUACUAGCAAGGAAAAGAUUGUCAUUCCGCCAGUUCCUCAACCUAUCGAACCUCCUGUCGUUCAGACCCCUCCAGUGGAAGUCCCUCCCCCAAUUCCCAUGCACGAGUCCCCACCCAAAACUGUCCCCGCCAAACGCAAGCCUGCUGCCAAGAAGCCGGCUGCAGCGAAUGGGAAGACCAAGGCAAAGCGAGCCAGGACGUCCAAAGCGGCUUCGCACAGAGGAGACGACACAGACCGCGCAAGCGAAGCUGGGUAUACCGCAACCGCCGCCUCCUCUCCCGGGAACACCAUGUACUCUGGCCACACUCCCGAACCCGACUAUGUCCCCACGCUGAGCCACCCCCACACCAUGUCCGCGCCGCCUCAGCCGAUACCCCACCAGCAUCCGAUCCACCCGCCAGUACCACCCGAGACCGUCGAACCUUUGGGCCCCAUACCCAUAUAUCCACUCCCUACCAAGCCGUUCCCCGUCAUGCCCCCGCCAAAGAUGGGCUCUGGCUUCGCGCCCGUCAUUCCUCUGGACAAGACGUCACGCAAGGUGCGCCACUGGCGUAUCGCUCAACGCGAGAUCAAAGGCAUUGCGGGAGGGCGCUGGUUCGCACGAGCUUGGACCGGCGAGAAGCGAUCCGAGCUCGCAGACAAGCCCGCGCCAGCUGCAGGCUCUGCGUCCGUAUCUGCAGCGCAGACUCGCGCCGGGUCUCAGGCGCGCGGAGCUGGGGCCUCGCUGUCGCGUUCUAGCACCAGCGCGUCUGCGCCACUUCCCAUGCCUAUGCCUAUGCACCUUCCCGUGCCCGGGUUCAUGGCGACAAUCCCCGCGACCUCGUUGGCUGCAUCGGUGUCUACGUCUGUCUCGCGCUCGUCGUCGGCAGUUCCCGAGGGCUCUGCAUCGACGUCUACGGCGCUGACCAUGACACGGCAGCCGUCGAAGAUGCGUAUCGCGCAGAUGGCGCCUGGGUCGGAGCGGAGCCCCUCUUCGUCGGUGCCUCCCCCGGAUCAAGAUGCGGAGAUGACUGCAGCGUAAAUGCCGAAUAUGUCUUCUCGUCGCUCUCCCACACAUCCUGCACUCUUUCACCGAAAUUCAACUUGCCGUCCCUUCCUUUGCUUCCGGUCAACCACUUACUUUGUGCGCCAUACAAGGUCCGAGAUGCGCCAGUACGGUCUCUCCCUUCUCUCAUGUACCACUGGGACAUAUACCGACGUUUGUAUGCGCUUCCGUAGCUGAUCUAUACGAACCCAUGUUGUCUUGUCUGUCA
Schizophyllum commune H4-8 is the source of this 1787-nucleotide messenger RNA. RefSeq lists its product as uncharacterized. The transcript has 4 exons. The record is from RefSeq and is a predicted model, not a curated record. NCBI's taxonomy places the organism in Eukaryota, Fungi, Basidiomycota, Agaricomycetes, Agaricales, Schizophyllaceae. Bases 248 to 1555 code for a protein of 435 amino acids.